Psilocybe cubensis is the source of this 426-nucleotide messenger RNA. RefSeq lists its product as uncharacterized. The transcript has 5 exons. The record is from RefSeq and is a predicted model, not a curated record. NCBI's taxonomy places the organism in Eukaryota, Fungi, Basidiomycota, Agaricomycetes, Agaricales, Agrocybaceae. The coding region runs from base 1 to 426 and encodes 141 amino acids.
AUGUCGCGCAUUGCUCUCGUAUUCUUCGCGUUAUUCGCUUCUAUCAUGAUGACCAUCGCUGUACCAGUACCUGUUGCAAAUGGCGAGCUAGUGAACGUUGAAAGGCGAAUCACUCACGUCGGUCGAGGGACAUGGUUUUAUCCUGGUCUUGGAAAUUGUGGAUGGCGCAAUGGCAAUAACGACCUCAUCCUUGCCAUUGGCAAAGGAUUUUAUGACCGUAACGGCGGGGGAAAUUGUGGCCAAUACGUUCAAAUCACCAACACAGCUAACGGCAAGACAGCCUACGGCUUGACUGUGGACAGUUGUCAAUCCUGCGGCGAUAAUGACAUUGACAUGUCCCCUGGUCUCUUCUCUCAGAUUUCCACGCUCGCGACAGGGCAAAUCCAAGUAUCAUGGCAUUUUAUGGCAAUGGGCUGGCAUCCGUGA